CUCUGUUUUCGCCACAAACUCUCUCUCUCUCUCUCUCUCUCUCUUCUACUUCACAGUUCACUGACAGUACUCUCUUGACCAACCCCAAUAUCUCUCUCUUCAACUUCUUUUUCAAAGAAUCCACAGCUUUCUAUUAAUGGAACACCAAAUCUUUCUUGUCUUCUUCUUCUUCUAUCUCUUCUCUCCCCUUCUCAUCUUCCCCAAAAUCCUUCACUUUUUCUGAAGGAAAAAAAUAUCAAAAAAUCAAUGGAAACUAAAACCAAAACCACUCACACUCUCUCUCUACCUUUCUCUCUCCUCCACUUGUCACUUCUUCUCCAUCUCUCCAUAGCUUUCACUCCUCUAGAUAACCAUCUCAUUAGCUGUGGAUCAAUCGCGAACACACCUGUGGAUAACAGGGUCUUCGUUGGUGACUUGACGAAACCCAACUCGGUUUCUCUUUCUUCAGGUCAAUCAAUCUCUCUCACCAAUCCAAACCCAUCUUCAAAUUCAAUUCCACUUUACCAAAAAGCCAGAGUUUUCACCAGAGCUUCGAGCUACGAGUUCGAAAUCAAGAAAAUUGGAACUCACAUGGUACGUCUUCACUUCUCUCCAUUCAUUUCUCAGAGUUAUGAUCUCAACACUGCAAAUUUCAGUGUUUCGGCUAAUGGGUUUUCGAUUUUGAGCCAUUUUGGUAUUAGCUCCACUGUGCUUAAAGAGUUCAUUUUGAUGAUCAAUGUUGUGAAAUUUGAAUUGUUGUUUGUGCCUACGAAUCAAUCUGGUUUUGCUUUUGUUAAUGCAAUUGAAGUGUUUUCGGUUCCUGAUGAUCUCAUUUUCGAAUACGAAGCUAAAUUGAUUGGUCCUAAUGGAGAUGAAGUGUUCGACAAUAUGUCUAAACAGAUUUUAGAAACUGUUCAUAGGAUCAAUGUUGGGGGUUCGAAAUUAACCCCUUUCAAUGACACCCUUUGGAGAACUUGGAUCCCUGAUGAGGAUUUUCUACUUCUGAAAUCGGCUGCAAAGAUUGCGAGUACUACUCAUACGCCAAACUACGAAAAUGGCGGUGCAAGCAGAGUGAGUGCUCCAGAUAACGUUUACAUGACUGCACAACAGAUGAAUAGGGAUAAUUUAACUACAAAUGCAGAAUUCAAUUUAACUUGGGAUUAUCCAGUGGAUUUGGAAUCUGCUCGAUACUUUGUUCGUUUGCAUUUCUGUGAUAUCGUUAGUCAAUCCCUUAACUUGCUUUACUUCAAUGUGUUUAUCAACGGGUUUAUUGCGUACAAAGAUCUUGAUCUGUCUUCGCUUACAUCCCACACGCUUGCAUCUCCGCGUUUCAUAGAUUUCGUUGUGGAUUUGGAUAAUUCAGGAGUUGUGCGGAUUAGUGUUGGUCCUUCUGAUCUUAGUAGUUUGUUGAGAAAGAAUGCUAUUUUGAAUGGGGUAGAGAUCAUGAAGAUGGUGAAUUUUAUGGGUUCAGAAGAUCGGUCCAAGAAGAUUAGUAAUUGGGUUUUGGUAGGUUCAAUUGUUGGAGGCUUUGCUUUUUUGUGUGUGGUAGCCUUCACUGUUUUACUGAUAUUGCGAAGAGUAAGGCAGAAACAAAAACUAAAAAAAACAGAAAGUAUGGGUUGGACGCCUUUACAAGCACACAGAGGCAGUUCGCUUAGUAGGCUGUCUGAAGGGACUGCCCUUGUAUCCCCAGGAUCGAUCCCUUUUGCUGAAAUACAAUUGGCAACAAACAAUUUCGACAAAAAUCUUAUUAUUGGUUCUGGUGGAUUUGGCAUCGUUUACAAAGGGGUCCUCCGAGACAACACAAAGGUGGCGGUGAAGAGAGGUGUACCAGGAUCUAGGCAAGGCCUCCAUGAAUUCCAGUCUGAAAUAACAGUUCUGUCAAAAAUUCGACACCACCACCUUGUUUCACUUGUUGGGUUUUGUGAAGAACAGUCAGAAAUGAUACUUGUCUACGAAUACGUGGAGAAAGGGCCAUUGAAAAAACAUCUAUAUGGUUCAGGACUACCGCCUUUGUCUUGGAAGCAGAGGCUCGAAAUUUGUAUUGGUGCUGCGAGAGGCCUUCAUUACCUUCACACGGGUUUGGCACAGGGAAUCAUCCACCGCGACAUCAAAUCCACCAACAUUUUGCUCGAUGAGAACUAUGUCGCUAAGGUUGCUGAUUUCGGGCUCUCAAGGCCUGGUCCGUGUCUCAAUGAGACCCACGUGAGCACCGGUGUCAAAGGCAGUUUUGGGUACCUUGAUCCAGAGUAUUUUCGCAGGCAACAACUUACGGAUAAAUCAGACAUUUAUUCAUUUGGGGUUGUGCUCUUUGAAGUUCUUUGUGCUAGACCCGCUGUUGAUCCAUUGCUUGCAAGUGAGCUUGUCAAUUUGGCCGAGUGGGCAUUGGAAUGGCAAAAGAAGGGCUUGCUUGACCAGAUCAUUGAUCCGUAUCUUGUGGGGAAGAUAAAACCGACCUCUCUGAGAAAAUUUGGUGAAACAGCCGAGAAAUGCUUGGCUGAGUAUGGUGCAGAUAGACCUACGAUGGGCGAUGUGUUGUGGAAUUUGGAGUAUGCACUUCAGCUUCAGGGGAAUGGAAGGCAAAGAGGAGCUCAUGAAGAGAGUGGUGUAAAUGCUCAAGAACUCCCAGCGGCUAGGGUUGUGCCCCGAGCUCUGUCAAGCGAUGGUGGAAUUGAGAGAGAUGAUGGUGAUGGGGUUUCAGAUAUAUCGGGAAGCCAAGUUUUUUCCCAAUUGAUUACUAAUGAAGGUAGAUAGUUCAGAUGAUUAUGAUGGGAUGUGUUCGAAAUUACGAUAAAAUAUGCUCAAAAUUAUGAUUCAAUCAGAUUGUGUUGCAACUCUAAUAACGCAUUGAGGAGUAACUCGGAGUUGUGGUUCAAUGUGAAUUUUGUCGUAACUUUAACCACAAGACAUCGUAAAAAAAGGGGGUGAGUCAUGUGACAUCGUAAGAAAGGGGGUGAGGGCGAAAGACGAUCAUGAUAGUUUAUAGGUUAUAUUGUAAAAUAAGUUCAAGCACAGCAUGAGCUACAAUGCCCAAAAUUUAUGUAGAAACAUACAUACAUUCUGAGGUAUCAAAUGAAGUUUUAGCAAUAUUUUGUUUCAA
This is a messenger RNA of Camellia sinensis, 3079 nucleotides long. Its product is annotated as putative receptor-like protein kinase At5g24010. Gene Ontology annotation, molecular function: transmembrane receptor protein tyrosine kinase activity; ATP binding. The record is from RefSeq and is a predicted model, not a curated record. Gene Ontology annotation, cellular component: plasma membrane; plasmodesma. Gene Ontology annotation, biological process: protein autophosphorylation. Lineage: Eukaryota; Viridiplantae; Streptophyta; Magnoliopsida; Ericales; Theaceae.